Arabis nemorensis is the source of this 1494-nucleotide messenger RNA. The record is from the annotation of a GenBank genome assembly. Lineage: Eukaryota; Viridiplantae; Streptophyta; Magnoliopsida; Brassicales; Brassicaceae.
AUGGAGAAAGUGGCGGCUGCGAAGCAGUACAUCGAGAAUCACUACCGAGCUCAGAACAAGAACAUUCAGGAGAGGAAAGAGAGACGGUGGAUCUUGGAAAGAAAGUUAGCAUCUUCUGGAGUGCCGAAGGAGGAGCAGAUCAACAUGAUUAAAGAUCUGGAGAGAAAGGAGACAGAAUUUAUGAGGCUUAAAAGGAACAAGAUAAGUGUUGAUGACUUUGAGCUAUUGACAAUCAUCGGAAGAGGUGCUUUUGGUGAGGUUCGCUUAUGUCGAGAGAGAAAGUCUGGAAAUAUUUAUGCUAUGAAGAAGUUAAAGAAAUCUGAAAUGGUCAUGAGAGGACAGGUGGAACAUGUCAGAGCAGAGAGAAACCUGCUGGCUGAGGUUGCAAGCCAUUAUAUAGUGAAACUCUACUACUCAUUUCAGGAUGCUGAGUAUUUAUAUCUGAUUAUGGAAUAUCUCCCUGGUGGUGAUAUGAUGACUUUGCUAAUGAGGGAGGAUACAUUACGAGAAGAUGUUGCCAGAUUUUAUAUUGCUCAAAGUGUCCUGGCCAUUGAAUCCAUACACAGAUACAACUACAUUCACAGGGAUAUCAAACCUGACAACCUUCUUUUGGAUAAAGAUGGACACAUGAAACUCUCGGACUUUGGGCUUUGUAAGCCUCUUGAUUGUAGAACUUUACCUUCAAUUCAGGAGAAUAGGGCCACCGAUGAUGAAGCUAUUACAGAACCUAUGGAUGUUGAUGGAUGUUUUCCCGACACUGUUAACAAAAGAAGCUGGCGCAGUCCCCAGGAACAACUUCAGCAUUGGCAAAUGAAUCGCAGAAAACUAGCAUUUUCGACUGUGGGAACACCCGACUAUAUUGCUCCUGAAGUUUUGUUGAAGAAAGGAUAUGGCAUGGAAUGUGAUUGGUGGUCAUUAGGUGCAAUUAUGUACGAAAUGCUCGUUGGGUAUCCUCCUUUUUAUGCAGAUGACCCAAUAUCGACAUGCAGAAAGAUCGUCCAUUGGAGAAAUCAUUUGAAGUUUCCUGAGGAUGCUAAGUUGUCAUCCGAGGCAAAAGAUCUUGUCUGCAGAUUGCUGUGCAACGUUGACCAUAGACUUGGCACUGGAGGAGGAGCCCAGCAAAUCAAGGAACAUCCUUGGUUCAAGGAUGUUGUGUGGGAGAAGCUCUAUGAAAUGGAGGCUGCUUACAAACCAGAAGUGAAUGACGAACUUGACACACAAAACUUUAUGAAGUUUGAUGAAGUGAAUUCUCCUGCACCUGAAAGAACUAGAUCGGGUACCUCCAGGAAGCAUAUUGCUCCCAAGGAUUUAAGUUUUGUUGGCUACACAUACAAGAACUUUGAUGCUGUAAAAGGGCUGCGUCAUUCACUUGAGAUGGCAAGAACAAUGUCUCUGGAUCGAUCACCAGAUGAGGUGAUGCCUGUGGAGCGGAUAACCGGGGAAACAGCAGAGGCACAGAUGGUGUCGUCGAUGGAUGAUCCAAUGAUAAUUUGA